Messenger RNA from Staurois parvus, 592 nucleotides. Lineage: Eukaryota; Metazoa; Chordata; Amphibia; Anura; Ranidae. The record is from the annotation of a GenBank genome assembly.
UUUCAAAACAGCGUGAAUCGCAUUCGUCGUGUGGUGUCUAUAUAUGGUUGCUGCCAUGAUGUGGAAUUACAGCAGAGAGCUGUAGAAUACAACGCGCUGUUUAAGAAAUAUGAUCACAUGAGGUGUGCUCUCCUGGAAAAGAUGCCGUUACCAGAAAAGUCUAAUACCUUGGAUGCUGAAAGUAUAAUCACUGAAAACAAAGUUUAUGUUGAGAAUCCUCCAGAAAAUAAACUUAGCCUCCAAUGUACCAGCCAGUCAUGUUACUGAUCUCUUAGGAUUGUUGGAAGACAACACAGACAAUAUGCUAGCACCUGUGAUUGUGGGAACAUCAACUGUAAACCAAAAUGAUUCUAGUGAGGGCAGCUUGUUGGAUCUCCUGGAUGAAAAUCCAACUCCAGCAACUCCACCUUCAAUAGAGGUAUAUAAUAAUGGAAACCUCCAAGUUGAAUUUUCAUUCCUGCGUCCCCCAUCUAGUCCUUCCCUUCUAGUCAUCAACUCGCGUGCCAUCAACAACUCUUCUACCAACAUUACUGACUUCCUGUUACAGGCAGCGGUGCCCAAGAGUGUUCAGCUACAGCUUCAAGCUCCCAGU